Molecule: messenger RNA, 3641 nt
Organism: Condylura cristata (star-nosed mole)
Lineage: Eukaryota; Metazoa; Chordata; Mammalia; Eulipotyphla; Talpidae
Gene: ZNF687
Product: zinc finger protein 687
Exons: 8
Coding region: 86-3340 (1084 amino acids)
Source: RefSeq, a predicted model, not a curated record
GGGCGGCGGCGGCGGCGGCUGGAGCCGGGGAGAGACCGCCGGGCCCGGCCCGCACGGGAGCGGAACGAGUCCGGGACCUGCUGCCAUGGGGGACAUGAAGACCCCUGAUUUUGAUGACCUCCUUGCGGCCUUUGACAUCCCUGACAUUGACGCGAACGAAGCCAUCCACUCUGGGCCAGAAGAAAACGAGGGGCCCGGAGGCUCGGGGAAGUCAGAAUCCAGCGUAGGGGGUGAAGCUGGAGAAGCUGCAGCUGCUGGGGGGGGGCCGGGGGGCCCGGCCCAGGCCCCCGACCACGGCCUGCCAACCUCGGACAUUUCGGCGGUCAGCGUCAUCGUCAAGAACACUGUGUGUCCGGAGCAGUCGGAGCCCCUGGCCGGGAACUCGGGAGGGGACGCGCCCCGGACUGGGGGGCUCGGCAAGGACGGACCUGUGGGGCCUCGUCUGAUGCAGAAUGGUUUUGGGGGCCCUGAGCCAUCCCUUCCAGGAACUCCCCACUCUCCAGCUCCUCCCAGUGGGGGCACCUGGAGGGAAAAAGCCGCGGAAGGCAAAGCCCCCUUGGAUCUCUUUGCUCAUCUUGGGCCUGAGCCCGGAGAACACCCCGACCCCCUGCCUCCCUCCGCGCCCUCACCGCCUCGGGAGGGUGCCCUGACCCCACCCCCUUUCCCCACUCCCUUUGAGCCAGCCCAGGAGAGUGGCCCGGCCCUGCUGCCCCCGGGGGCCUUGAAGCAGGAAAGCUGCAGCCCACGUCCCGCCCGGGGCUGCAGCCCCGACGCCGCGGGCAGCCCUGCCAGCGCCUCGCCUUCCGGGGUCGCUGGGGCGCCCUUCGUCAAGCAGUCUCCAGGGCACCAGAGCCCUCCUGCCUCUCCCAAAGUGCCCGGCGAUCGGCCCCUCAAGGAGGAAGAUGACGACGAGGGGCCAGCGGACAGGUCCCCCCCAGGAAGCCCCCGGAGCCCCUCCAGCGGAGCCGAGGCCGCGGACGAGGACAGCAACGACUCCCCGGCCUGCGCCUCUCGGCCGCUCAAGGUGCGGAUCAAGACUGUGAAGACGUCCUGCGGGGGCAUCACGAGGACCGUAACCCGGGUCCCCUCAGACCCGGACCCCUCCGCCCCUGCGGCCGAGGGGGCCGUGGUGGCCGAGGCUAGCUUCCUGAAGCUCUCCCCGGCGAACCCAGCGCCCGAGGGCCCAAAGGUGGUGAGUGUCCAGCUGGGUGACGGCACACGGCUGAAGGGCACUGUGCUGCCCGUGGCCACCAUCCAGAAUGCGAGCACGGCCAUGCUGAUGGCUGCCAGCGUGGCCCGCAAAGCCGUGGUGCUGCCCGGGGCGGCUACCACCAGCCCCAAGACGAUGGCCAAGAACGUGCUGGGUCUCGUGCCCCAAGCGCUGCCCAAGGCUGAGGGCCGCGCGGGGCUGGGGCCCGGGGGGCAGAAGGUCAACGGUGCCUCCGUGGUGAUGGUGCAGCCUUCGAAGCCGGCCGGGGGCCCGGGCGCCACGGGGGGCACCGUGAUCUCGCGGACGCAGUCCAGCCUGGUGGAGGCCUUCAACAAGAUCCUCAACACCAAGAACCUGCUGCCCGCCUACAGGCCCAACCUGAGUCCGCCGGCCGAGGCCGGCCUGGCCCUGCCCCCCACCGGCUACCGCUGCCUCGAGUGCGGGGACGCCUUCUCGCUGGAGAAGAGCCUGGCGCGGCACUACGACCGCCGCAGCAUGCGCAUCGAGGUCACCUGCAACCACUGCGCGCGCCGCCUGGUCUUCUUCAACAAGUGCAGCCUGCUGCUGCACGCCCGCGAGCACAAGGACAAGGGGCUGGUCAUGCAGUGCUCGCACCUCGUCAUGAGGCCCGUGGCCCUGGACCAGAUGGUGGGGCAGCCGGACAUCACGCCCCUGCUGGCCGUCCCGCAGGCCCUGGGCCCGCCGGCCCUGUGUCCCAGCUGUGCCGUGGUGUUCGGGGGCGUCAACUCCAUCAAGUCCCACAUCCAGACGUCGCACUGCGAGGUUUUCCACAAGUGCCCCAUCUGCCCCAUGGCCUUCAAGUCUGCCCCCAGCGCCCACGCCCACCUCUACACCCAGCACCCCAGCUUCCACGCGCAGCAGGCCAAGAUGAUCUUCAAGUGCGCCAUGUGUGACACGGUCUUCACCCACAAGCCUCUGCUCUCCUCACACUUCGACCAGCACCUGCUGCCGCAGCGUGUCAGCGUCUUCAAGUGCCCGUCUUGCCCUCUGCUUUUUGCCCAAAAAAGGACCAUGUUGGACCACCUUAAGAACACUCAUCAGUCUGGGCGUGCAGGGGAGGAAACGGCUGGGAAAGGGGCUGGCGGUGCUCUGCUGACCCCCAAGGCUGAGCCCGAGGAGCUGACCGUCUCCCGGGGAGGAGCAGCCCCCCCUACUGAGGAGUCGUCUUCAUCUACAGAAGAGGAAGAGCUGCCCAGCUCCCCGGAGCCCCCGCGCCCGGCCAAGCGGCCCCGGCCGCGGCGGGAACUGGGGAACAAAAGCCUCAAGGGCGCGGGCGGGGGCCCCGGGGGCUGGGCCUGCGGCCUCUGCCACUCCUGGUUCCCCGAGCGGGACGAGUACGUGGCCCACAUGAAGAAGGAGCACGGCAAGUCGGUGAAGAAGUUCCCGUGUCGCCUGUGUGAGCGCUCCUUCUGCUCGGCCCCCAGCCUGAGGCGCCACGUCCGGGUCAACCACGAGGGCAUCAAGCGAGUUUACCCGUGCAGGUACUGCACAGAGGGCAAGCGCACCUUCAGCAGUCGCCUCAUCCUGGAGAAGCACGUCCAGGUCCGGCACGGCCUGCCCCUCGGGGCCCAGUCCCCCGGCCGGGGCGUGGCGCUGACGCAGGGCUCCGGGGCCAGGGCCCAGGGGCCGGGUCGGAAACGCCGCCAGUCGUCGGACUCCUGCAGCGAGGAGCCGGACAGCACGACGCCGCCCGCCAAGUCCCCCCGGACGGGCCCCGGGCCCCUGCGCUGCCGGCGGGGCAGCGGCUCGGCGGAGCAGAGCCUCGUGGUGGGGCUGCGGGUGGACGGCGGCGCCCAGCAGUGCCUCGACUGCGGCCUGUGCUUCGCCUCCCCGGGCUCCCUGAGCCGGCACCGCUUCAUCAGCCACAAGAAGAGACGGGGUGCAGGUGGGGCCGGCGCCCUGGGCCUCGGGGAGGGGGAGGAGGAGACCCCGCCGCCAGCCAGGUCUGACGCAGAGGGGGGCGAGUCGCCUCUGCCCGCUUCUGGGGGCCCCCUCACCUGUAAGGUUUGUGGCAAGAGCUGCGACAGCCCCCUCAACCUCAAGACCCACUUCCGCACGCACGGCAUGGCCUUCAUCAGGGCCCGGCAAGGGGGCAGCGGGGACAGCUAGGCGGGGGGACUCGGCCCCGCCCCGCCCCGGCCCGGCCGAGCCUGGCCGCCGCCACCCCACGCGGGCGUGUCCUAGACCCACGUUCUGUCGAGCGCCCCCCGCCCCACAGACACGGCUUUCGAGGAUUCUAGUUCUUUGCAGUUGUUCUCCCUUUGGGUUUGGCCCUGGAGCCUCUGGAACGGACCUGCCACCCCCUCUCUGAGCCCGACACUAACGACCCUCCUGCUGCCGCCCUGCCUGACGGGAGGACAGCGCCUGCUGACGGGCGGGACCCAGCUGGCCGCCUCUGCCCCCCGCCGCA